Molossus molossus (Pallas's mastiff bat) is the source of this 4627-nucleotide messenger RNA. It is a transcript of the gene ZCCHC24, whose product is annotated as zinc finger CCHC-type containing 24. Gene Ontology annotation, molecular function: zinc ion binding; nucleic acid binding. The transcript is spliced from 4 exons. Lineage: Eukaryota; Metazoa; Chordata; Mammalia; Chiroptera; Molossidae. The record is from RefSeq and is a predicted model, not a curated record. Bases 34 to 756 code for a protein of 240 amino acids.
CUGCCGGGGAGGGGCCGGCGCCGCCGCAACAAAAUGAGCCUGCUGUCGGCCAUCGACACGAGUGCCUCGGUGUACCAGCCGGCCCAGCUGCUCAACUGGGUCUACCUGUCGCUGCAGGACACACACCAGGCGAGCGCCUUCGACGCUUUCCGGCCCGAGCCGCCCACCGGCGCUGCGCCUCCAGAACUGGCCUUCGGCAAGGGCCGCCCAGAGCAGCUGGGCUCGCCCCUGCACUCCAGCUAUCUCAACAGCUUCUUCCAGCUGCAGCGCGGAGAGGCACUGAGCAGCAGCGUGUACAAGAGCGCCUCGCCCUAUGGCUCCCUCAACAACAUCGCCGACGGCCUCAGCUCCCUCACCGAACACUUCUCUGACCUGACCCUCACCUCCGAGACACGAAAGCCCAGCAAGCGGCCCCCGCCCAACUACCUGUGUCACCUGUGCUUCAACAAAGGACACUACAUCAAGGACUGCCCCCAGGCACGCCCCAAAGGCGAGGGUCUGACCCCAUAUCAGGGCAAAAAGCGCUGCUUCGGCGAGUACAAGUGUCCCAAGUGCAAAAGAAAAUGGAUGAGCGGGAACUCCUGGGCCAACAUGGGGCAGGAGUGCAUCAAGUGUCACAUCAACGUGUACCCGCACAAGCAGAGACCCCUGGAGAAGCCCGAUGGCCUGGACGUGUCCGACCAGAGCAAGGAGCACCCCCAGCACCUGUGCGAGAAGUGCAAAGUGCUAGGGUACUACUGCCGGCGAGUGCAGUGACCGGCCUGCUCCGUGCCACCUCCUGCCAGCCAGAGGGGACCCACCUCCCCGGGUUCAUCCACGUCGCUGCAUGUCCCCGUGUGUGGGGUGUCUUCACAGGCAUGCAGGUCUGGACAGGGGUCUUAGGUUCUUGUCUCAUGUGUGUUGACAAACAGUAUUACUGACCAGCUGCCCCGCAGAAAGCCCAGGUCUCUGGGACUCUCUACAGGUGGGCCUGGGUCCGUGGGGGGGAUGGGGGCGAGCAGAGGUCGAUGCACAGGAUCCCACAAAGCCUUGGGGUCCCUUGCAGGCUCACCUCCUCUAAGACUCCCUUUGGUGAGCAGCCUUGCAUUGGCCACAAGUGCACGAAAUGUACUGUGAAUUCCAAAGCCCGUAGGGGUUGUCUCCCCGAGACAGCCAGGCCGCUGCCCCCUCCCCAGAGCCUCCCCAUCCUCUCCAUGUGCAGAGCCCCCCUCAGAAAGCCCUGUUUUUCUUUCCUGGUUAAGUCCCAGUCAUGGCGAGCUGGCACCUGUUCUAGCAGCUGCUGGAGUGGCCUCUCUGCCCCUGGCCCACUUUGAGCCCCAAACGUGACUGCCUCUGACGUCAGUGGUAUUGCACCAGGUUCGGCAUUUCCCUCCUCAAAGACCCAGAGGUCAGGGGCGGGGAGGCAGAGGAUGUUGGACAGUCUCCCAAGGUGUGACCUGAGCACAUCAGGCAUCGCCUCCCUCACCACCACCGCAUGCUGUCCCCACUUGCUUGGAUUUGUCAGCCCUGUGUCCUCCCCUUCUCCCUCACCGCCCAUCCAAGGUCCAUCCCCGGUCGCAUCUGUAGGGCCCAUGUGGAAGCCACUCUGGCAGGAAGGACACAGGCCUGGUGGGCUGGAGACCUAGGUUCCUAUGUUGCCCUGCCGGUGACAAACUACAGAACUUGGGGAGGACUCUCGUUUCAGGCUUCAGUUUCCCCUCUAGUGAAGUGAGGGUGGCACUGGAGAGGAGAGAGCCCCUGUCGAUUCUGAUGUGGAGCUCAGCCCGGCUGGGUGCAUCUCCUGGCGCACAGGGCUUCACUGGAGCUUCCCCAGGUCCGAAUCCCACUCUACCAACCGCCAGUGGGCAGAUGAUGCCAGUUAUCCCCGCCCCCUGCAGUCCCACCCCUGCAAAAGUGAAGAAGGAUCCCCUCCACCUCACAUGGGGCAACCCCAGUACACGCAGCAGAACCUCUCAUUAGUGAACUGGGGACAACACUGCCCUACCUCCCAAGGGAGCAGGGUGGCCUGGGCUCCUCACAUGGUCAAGGACUCUGUCCUGGCAGGUGGGGGGUCACGUCCCCUCUCCCCUGUUCCCUGGGAGGAGGGCUGUCUGUGUGGUCGGCCCAUCCUUCCUUCCUCCCAGGGCAGGGAGAGACUGGUCGGAGGACUGAGUCACUUGAUUUUGCCCCAACGUUAUGCCUCUGUGGAAAAAAUCAGACCACGAAGUGGGCCUGAAAUUCAGUGUUUACCACGGCUCGAGGACACCCAGUGGUGUCCGGUGCCUUUUGUUUUCAAAUGAAAAUGUUUGUACAACUGAGGACUUAGAGUGAAGUGUUAACCAGGGGUCUGGGGAGCGAGUCGAGAGAGAGAGUGAGUGUCCUGGAGGCUGGGGGCUCAGUAGAUUUGGGGGGUCAUACCCUCUGAGCACUUAAAAACAGGGUAUUUGCUCUACCUGAGCCGGAGUGCUCCGCCCUCCUGCCCACAGUGGCGGUGCCUGGCAGCGAAGCGAACACCCUCCCACCUACUGGGAACGCCGCGAGGCGCCCUCGCCAGCGUUUCCUGCUGUCUCCACCACGUCAAGGUGAGCUGGAGUCGGCCCGGCUGAAGGCCCUCUGUCCCUGCAGAGAAGCUGUCCAUGUCAGUCAUGCUGCGCAAGGCUAAAGAUAAUGUUUGCAGUGGUGGGCAGCGUGCUUUUCUCGGCUGCCAGGCCAGGCCUCAGCCCUUCCAGGGACCUGGUCCCACAGUGGGAGGUGGGCCCAGGAUGCCUGGGGCCUGCCAACUAGGCUGCGAUGGUGGGGGAAGCCCAUACCCUGCAAGCACCUAGGCUCCAGGCUGCUGGAGGCCAGGGCCUUCUGCAGGCCAACAGGAGAUGGGUUAUCAGCCCAAAGUGACCUUUCAGUGGGCUUGUCCAGCUGGCAGCCAUCGUCCAUGCCAUCUGUGCAGAGCUGGCCACCGUGGGGGCUGGGCCCUCUGCCUGAGGCAGCCCCUCUGCACUACGCCUCCUGGACUGCCCUGGCUGAAUUGGGAGCUCGCUGUGGUCAGCAGAAGCCACUGAUGUCCAGGCUGCUGUGCGAGUAAGUGCUCAGAGGGCCCGAGAGCCCGGAUGAGGGCGUGUGUGGCUGUAGUGUGUUCAAAAGGACAAUCGCUUGCAGUUGAUGGGUCUGGUGAUCUAGCUGGGAGAUAACAGUGUUUACCCCAUUUGAAGUAUUCGAUAGUUCUACUUGUGAAUUUGUAUUUAUUUUGAGUUAUACUUGACACAGAAUUCUUUUUUUUUUUUUUUAAGAAAAAUACUGUUUGUGUAUUUUGGAAAAAGAAUCCUAGAUGUUAAAAUUUCUGCAUGGUUACCAGUUAUUCUCACGACACUGAAUUUGUUACCCUCUCUUGAAAAAUAUUCACAGUGGUUUUUAUCUGUAUAUAUUUGAAGGCCUUUUUAAAAAAAGAAAAGAAAAAAGAAAAAAUAUAAUUGAUUUUUGAGAUUAAAAACAAACAAAUAGAGGCAUUUUCAAAACUUUAGAGCUUUUUGGGAGGGCAAUAGAAUAUCAAACGAAAAUUUCUGGAAGUAUUUUGUAGACCUCCUUGGUGAGCUACAAGAAAAUAUUUAUGGGUUUUUGUUUUUUUUGGUUUGAUUUUUUUUUUUUUUACUCUACUUUGGUCUGUAAAAAGUAUGCAACUGAACUACAUUAAGAAGGAAAUAUUGUCUACAUAGAAUAUUAUAUGAAGUUGGUACAUAAUUCUGAUGAGGAAAAAAAAACACCUUUGCAUUUAAGCCAUAUUGUUGCUAUUCUGUGUUGUUUUCUUGGAUGAAGAUAUCAGUAUUGAGUAGCCAGCAUAUUAUUCAAGUGCUUAGACUUAUUAAUAUGUUUCUGUCCUGUAUUUAUACAUAUGUGUAUUUGGAAAGUAUUGCCUUUUUUAAGGGAAACUAUCACUAGGUAUGUAGUAAAAAGAGAAUGGUGACUCCUUUGAGCCUCUUCGGCUGAGGAUAACACAGCAUUGUAAUCCAUUCUCUCGCACCUUCGUAUUAUUAUUGUGUUAUUAUGGUUAUUACUUUUGUAGGGGGCAAGGAGAUGGGCCAGGGGAAGAAGGGGCAUGUGACUAGCCCCUCUGUGGCCAGCCAGCUCGUUGGCCUGGGGAAGGGGUCCUGAUCCCAGGGCCCCGGGGGGGAGCACAGAAGAAAGGCGGUCUUCACGGCCCUCUGGGUCUGCCAUCUGAGCCAUGCUCGGGGCCCCGGGCUCUUUGAAGUAGGGUUUGUCAACCAGAGCCCUCACCUGCCACCAGCAUCUAAUAGACUUGAAUCUAUUCUAAAUUAAUAUUUAACCCAACAUCACUACAUUGUAGCCAGUGCAACAACUACCCCUGAAGUGUGGGAGGCGUUCCCAGGGGCUGGUGGCAGCAGGCUCGUUGCUCUCUGCUGCCAACCUCACCGUCUGACCUCUCCCACUCCCGUGGGGUGACCUGUCCGUGUCUGUAUCUGUUAAUGCUUGUGUGUCCAGCUAAAAAGACAAACAACCCGGGGGCCCAGCUUGGAGGGUGAUGGAAAGGCUCCUGGCCUCUCCAAAGGUUGCCCUGGGAUGGCAUUCCGUUGUGUGCCUUAUUCCUGGAGAAUCUGUAUACGGCUUGCCUAUAGAAACAUAGUCUUUUCAUGCUGUA